This is a messenger RNA of Letharia columbiana, 294 nucleotides long. RefSeq lists its product as uncharacterized. The coding region runs from base 1 to 294 and encodes 97 amino acids. The transcript has a single exon. Lineage: Eukaryota; Fungi; Ascomycota; Lecanoromycetes; Lecanorales; Parmeliaceae. The record is from RefSeq and is a predicted model, not a curated record.
AUGCCGCGCAACAGCGUCACCUUCGGCAAAGUCCCCGAAGCAGACCUCCUCAAGAUGUACGAAGGAUUCUUCCACGACGGCAUGGCGCUCCGAAAGGAGCACAAACUCCCUCAGCGGAACCAUUAUCGAAAAGUGACCGAUGACGCGACCGGUGAGAUAGCAGCCUGCGGCGUAUGGGUCCAUCUACCCGAGGGAUACUGCACCGAGGACGACGAGGAGGUUGCGACGGGGCCGCUGCCCGAGGGCGCUAAUGAGGAGUUGACGAGGGAGUUUUGCAGGAUUAGGGGGAGAUGA